Molecule: messenger RNA, 210 nt
Organism: Dromiciops gliroides (monito del monte)
Lineage: Eukaryota; Metazoa; Chordata; Mammalia; Microbiotheria; Microbiotheriidae
Product: 40S ribosomal protein S28-like
Exons: 1
Coding region: 1-210 (69 amino acids)
Biological process (GO): translation; ribosomal small subunit assembly; maturation of SSU-rRNA
Cellular component (GO): cytosolic small ribosomal subunit; ribosome
Molecular function (GO): structural constituent of ribosome
Source: RefSeq, a predicted model, not a curated record
AUGGACACCGGCCACAUGCAGCCCAUCAAGCUGGCUUGGGUCACCAAAGUUCUGGGCCGGAGCAGUUUUCAGGGCCAGUACGCCCAGGUGCAUGUGGAGUUCAUGGACAACAGGAGCCGCUCCAUCACCCGCAAUGUGAAAGGCCCCGUGCAGGAGGGAGACGUGCUCACCUUGCUCCAGUCCGAACGAGAGGCUCGGAGGCUGCAGUGA